CAGAUACUUGUCUCAUUUUGAAGGGCAAGUACAAUGACAUGAUUGGUGUUUGCUUUUGCCAGAUUGCAGCACCCAAUAAGGGAACUGAUUUACAAACUGGAACUGGCAGAGGCAUCUAGUGGCACUGAGUAAAAAGACAUUCUAACGCGUCUGUAUCCCAAGGAACUGCAGCUGCGUGCUGCUCCUCCUCCAGCAUUACUAUUCACUGGCCUGACUCACUCUUGCUUCCCCCCUCACACAACAAGCACUUGUUCAGCACGUUAUACUACAGUGUAUUCCAAGCAGCAACACGAGUCUGAUGUGCAAGAAAGAGCUGUAGCCACGGUCUCAGGUCUUGGUUCCCGGCAGCUUCCAGACAUUCAUUGUAGGAUUAGAAAGUCAGCUUCAUUCCCCAGCUGUGCAUCUUUAUUUGGCUUCCCUGGACAACGGUCAGAGCUGCUUGGCAUUAAGGAAAACAUAUAUAAGGAACUCCAGAGCUCAAAAUGUUGAUCAUCCGGAUUUCUGCUAUCUGCUUUUAAGUAUUUUAAAUAUUUAUUUUUGUGGCUCUUAUUAGUCCUACCUGUGUGUGAAAAGGUGGUCAUGUGAGCAGAAGCAUCAACGUCUUGGACAUGGAGGGCCACACUGGACAAUCAAAGAAGAACAUUUAACACUGCUGAUAUCGCCUUUCCUUUUCUGCACAUUUCCAACGAAACCUAAGGAGUGAAAAUGAUUAACUGACAAGAAGGAAAUAAAGUUUGGCUUAUCAACCAACAUCAUUAGUCAAUGACUUAGCAGUAUUCUUCAAGACAACAAUGAAAGGAUUAUCAAGCAGCCGAAGCCAUCAUCAUGGGGUUGUAUGUGAUUCAGUAUGCGAAACUCUGCCUCAUCACACAGAUAGAAAGCCAUAUUUGCUGAAUCCCGUGGAUCCUCACCCUGCAGAUCAUCCCUACUAUGCUCAAAGGAACUCCUAUCCAGUAGAUCAUGUGAUAUCAUAUGGGGACCAGAUUGCCAGCAGUACAUUUCCCAGAAGACAUUAUAGUUCCCACCAUGACAUUAAAGACGAUUCCGCUCUAGUUCCCCAUGGAUCAGUUGGAAAAGGCAACCGCAUUCCUUCAUCUGUCUUGGAUCAGUUUGAAAGACAAAUUCCCAUUAAUCGUGAUGGUUAUCACACAUUGCAAUAUAAAAGAAGUGCAGUAGAACACCGAAGUGACAGUCCUGGGAGGAUACGCCAUUUAGUUCAUUCAGUUCAAAAACUUUUCACUAAAUCCCAUUCCCUUGAGGGUCCAAUGAAAGGAAAUGCCAAUGGAAACAAAGCUAAUUCAGACGAAAUGCAAACUGUGAGAUAUGGAAAACGUAGUAAAAGCAAAGAGAGGAGAGCAGAAGUGAAAUCUAGGGCUAAUAUAUCAGGAUGGUGGGGAUCACAGGAUAACUUAGACAAUGAUCUUUGCAUCUACCACGGGCCUUCUACUGUCAUGACUAUGGGGAGAUGCCCUGAUCGUUCCACUUCCCAGUAUUUUAUGGAAGCAUACAAUACAAUUAAUGAUCAUGCAUUAAAGUCAUCGCGGAGCAAUAAUGAUGUGAAAUGCAACACUUGUACAAAUCUACCUGUGAAUCUGGAUAGUCAGAUAUUAAAGAAAAGUUCUUGGGCAUCUUCGCUAACAGUGAGCAGGGCACGGGAGGUUUAUCAAAAGCCUGCCAUUAAUAUGGACCAAGCUCUGGUUAAAUCUGAAUCAAUCAAUCAGCCACAAGAGAGAUUAUGUCAGUAUCUGCAGGUGCCUCAAGAUGAAUGGAGUGGAUACUCCCCAAAAAGCAAAGAUGACGAGAUUCCAUGCAGGCGAAUGCGCAGCGGCAGCUACAUUAAAGCCAUGGGAGAUGAUGACAGUGGAGACUCUGACACUAAUAGCCCUAAACCAUCUCCAAAGAUUGCAGCCCGAAGGGAGAGUUACCUUAAGGCUACUCAGCCUUCGCUCACAGAACUCACUACACUCAAGAUUUCAAAUGAACAUUCCCCAAAGCUUCAGAUUCGGAGCCACAGUUACUUGAGGGCUGUAAGUGAAGUGUCAAUCAACAGAAGCAUGGACACCUUAGAUCCAGUAGCACUUCUUAAAUCUCCCAAAUUCCGUUCAAGGAAUGAGAGCUAUAUGAGAGCCAUGAGCACAAUAAGCCAGGUUAGUGAAAUGGAAGUGAAUGGUCAGUUUGAAUCCGUCUGUGAGUCUGUAUUUAGCGAACUUGAGUCUCAGGCAGUAGAAGCCCUGGAUCUUCCCAUGCCAGGCUGUUUUCGAAUGAGGAGCCACAGCUAUGUUCGAGCAAUCGAGAAAGGUUGUUCUCAAGAUGAUGACAGUCUGUUGCUUAGGCCAUCAUCACCCCCACGCACACCUACUACAGUAAGGACUAUCCAGAGCAGCACGCUAUCAUCAUGUAUUACUACGUACAAAAAGCCCCCUCCUCCGGUUCCUCCAAGGACAAACAAACCUUUCAUCUCUAUCACGGCUCAAAGUAGCACAGAAUCGGCACAAGAUGCCUACAUGGAUGGACAUGGCCAAAGAGGGGAUAUGAUAUGUCAUUCAGGGCUGAGUAACUCCACUGAGAGUCUGGACAGUAUGAAAGCUCUCACUGCUGCCAUAGAAGCUGCCAAUGCUCAGAUCCAUGGCCCUGCAAGCCAACACAUGGACAACACAACAGUAAAUUCCACCUCUACCACCACCGCCAUCAUCAAUGAGAAUGACAGGAAAAAGAUUCAGUUCAGGAAGAACCUGUCUAUUGGAAUACAGGUUGAUGGACCUGAAGAAGCUGCUAGGGCAGAAGAGAGACAAGCAGCCUUUCGUUAUCAAUCUGUAGGAAUUCAAGUUGAAGGAGAAAGAGCGUUGCGCAGACUGACCAGAUCUAACAGUGUAACUGCUGCCGUGCAAGCAGAUCUGGAUCUCAGGGAGCAUUUUGAAUGUCCAGUGGAACUGGCUGACCAUGAAUUCCAGUUCAGUAGGCCACUGACAAAGCAGUAUUCUCGAGAUGCUUGUACCUCUACAGUAAGCAUCCAGGGCUCAGGCAACCAUUACCAUGCUUGUGCAGUAGAAGAUGACUUUGAUGCAGAUUUCGAUCCAUCCAUAUUACCUCCUCCUGACCCAUGGAUCGACUCUAUUACAGAAGACCCGAUGGAAGCCGUGCACAGAUCAGUUUGCCACAGAGAUGGACAUUGGUUUUUAAAACUUCUUCAGGCAGAAAAAGAACGAAUGGAGGGCUGGUGCCAGCAGAUGAAGAGAGAGGAAUAUCAAAAUGAUUUACCUGAUCCCAUUUUAGAAAAGAUUCGCAGUGCUGUUGGCUGUGCUCAGCUUCUAAUGUCCCAGAAGUUCUAUCAGUUCCGAGAGCUCUGUGAAGAGAACCUGAAUCCUAAUGCACACCCUAGGCCUACCUCUCAGGAUUUAGCUGGGUUCUGGGACAUGCUUCAGCUGUCAAUAGAAAACAUUAGUAUGAAAUUCGAUGAGCUCCACCAGCUAAAGUCCAAUAACUGGAAACAGAUGGAUUCCCUUGAUAAAAAGGAGUUUCUACCAAGAAAAGUCAGGAAGCACAGAAAACACCCUGAACCUGGUAAUCACCUCAAAAAACAGGAGCAAAAACUGCAAAGGAACCUCUACCAUCAUUGAAAAAUAUAUUUACACAAUCAUUUAUUAUGUGGAAUUAUUUACAUCUUUUUUAUAUAGAUAUUUUUGGUGGGAGUUGGUGUUUGUUCUCAGGUAAUAUUUUCAACAGUUGUACCAUUUGCCAUAAUAGAGAAGCUGGCAAACCUUCUCCUUCCUACUGUAUAUUAUUAUUAUUAAUAACAUUUGAAUUCAGCAAUAGUUAGAUUCUAUUCUAUUCACCCAUUCCCUCCAGUGAUAUAUGGCACCUUUAUCUUCGGCUGUUGCACCUCUUUUUAGAAAUGUAUCUUGGAAGAGUAAUUUUUUUCUAUACCCCCCCCCCAUCAUGAUGCCUCCCCUUGUUCUGUUUCCAUUUUUUCUGCAAGUCUAAUUUUGCUGCUUCUCUACAACACCAGAGUUGAUCAACAAUUGCCCUAUGCCUGGCAACUGUGUUUUUAGAAUUGAUUUAUUCCUUGAUGUCUCAGUUUAACCUUUUAACCUGCUGAGAUGAAGAGUACGCCCUCUAUUUUCAGAAGAACACAAUGUCAUGUAAAAAAAAAAUGCUUCUAGCAGUCAAAAAAUCUACUAUUUGCAGCUUCAGUCCACAUUUCUGGACAGUUUGGGAAGCCCGUGAUAGGCUAGGCGAUUCUCUAAGCAGUUCCAACUGCUCUAUGUUCAACAAAAUAUUAAAAGUACAGAUAGGAAUCUGUUAUCUAGAAACUCAUUAUGCAGAAAG
This is a messenger RNA of Xenopus laevis (African clawed frog), 4326 nucleotides long. RefSeq names its product discs, large homolog-associated protein 1 S homeolog (gene dlgap1.S). The record is from RefSeq and is a predicted model, not a curated record. Lineage: Eukaryota; Metazoa; Chordata; Amphibia; Anura; Pipidae. The transcript is spliced from 14 exons. Bases 792 to 3617 code for a protein of 941 amino acids.